This is a messenger RNA of Ambispora gerdemannii, 2190 nucleotides long. NCBI's taxonomy places the organism in Eukaryota, Fungi, Glomeromycota, Glomeromycetes, Archaeosporales, Ambisporaceae. The record is from the annotation of a GenBank genome assembly.
AUGACAGCCGUUAUCAACUUUAAUAUCGCGGUUAACGGAAAAAAUCUUCUGCUGAGCAAAGAAAAAACUCUGAGUGAACAAGUUAUUAAGGAGGUAGAGAAGGAAGGGAGCAAAAAGAAAGAAGAAAUCGAAAAAAAAAAAAUAAGAGAAAUAUUAGUCAAAAAGGUCGAUGAAAAGGAUAAAAAACAAAAAGAAGUCAAAGAAAAUAUUGAAAAAGCAAUAAAAGGGGGUGGUUCUUUAAAAAAAAAAGAGGCCAAAAAGAUAAUUGAAGAUGCAAGCAUAGUCGGACGUGAAGAUGUCAGGGAGAAGCAAGAUUUUGAAUUUGAGUUUAACUUUUUUGUAAAAGCUUUCUUUUCUAUUCUACAUUAUUAUUUAAUGUCUUACGCUUAUGACAGUGUAGAACGGGAUUUGAAAAAAGAUCUAUUUCGCCAUUUUAUUCGGGCUAAAUAUGCUAAUUCUUCGGAAGUUUCUCGCAAUUUAAUUACCCAAUUUGCUGAUGAUUUAGAUGAAAUCGCUUAUAUUUUAAUUAUCGGAGAGGUUUUAUUAUUCAAAAGAGCCAGCAAAUUGCAUUUGGCUGCCAAAAAAAGACAGGAAGAAGAUAAUAAAGUCAUUUACGAACGAAUUAAUAAUUUAGAGUAUAUUAAGGUGAUUUCUGGAGAAAAGUAUGAAGAAGAAAUGAUUGACCGACAACUAGACUCCACUUUCCGCCAGAACAAAAAAUCUCUCUGGUAUAGUGCGUUGUUUAAGGCUGUUCCGCAAUAUCUUAUCAUUCCCAACAUUCCAAUUUUUUUUAUGGCCUUGACCCUGCUUUUUUAUUCCGAAAGUAGUAAGAUGGGAACAGUAUUUCUAAUCGGUAACUUUGUUCGCUACUUUUUUUCGGUAAAAAGUUUAAAUAAUGAGGUAAAUAAAAUAAUUGAGGCCUUAUUAACCCUGGAUGAACUUUCUGGCAGCCUAGCCAUUGUUAAUGAGAGUGCCAAAACCUUAAAUUACCAAACUGCUCGGGCCAUAGCGACUUCUCCCGUGGCAAAUCUUCCGUUUCAAAACGGCGACAUUAUUUUUCAAAAGGUGGUUUUUGCUUAUCCCAAACGUCCUCAACAAGAUAUUUUACGUAACUUUUCUUUCACUUUCCAACAAGGUAAAAGUUAUGGUAUUGCUGGGAAAAAUGGUAUUGGUAAAAGCACUAUUACCAAAACUACUCUCAAACUUUAUGACUUAAAAGCCGGGCAAAUUUUCAUUGGCGAACAUAAUAUUCAAGAAAUAGACACUAUUAGUCUCCACCGCCAUAUUUGCUACCAAACUAAUCGUCCCACCUUUUUCCACCUGAGUAUUGCUGAGAAUGUUUAUUAUCCUAAUGAGUAUCAGAAAAAAGACCACAAUAAAUUAAUUCAAACGGCCAAAAAAACCGGUAUUUAUGAGUUCAUUACUAAACUGCCGCAGGGAUUUGAUACGGUAUUAAGAGAAGGAGGCAGCGACCUUUCCGAAGGACAAAAACAACAAAUUUCGGCCAUGAAAAUUUUUAUCAAUGACUAUGAUAUUUACAUCUUGGAUGAAAUAUUAAGCAAUGUUCAUCCGGACUUGAAAGGAAUUAUUUUAGGUAACAUUUUUGCCAAAUUAAAAGGUAAAACAGUGCUAGUAAUUGACCAUCACUACGAAAUAUUUCAAUAUGUUGAUUACGUUUAUCAAUUCACUGAAAAUCAAAAAAUAAUACUCGCUAGUCAAAUUAAAGAAGAUUUACAAAAAGAUUUAGCGAAAGCGAAAAAGGAGGAAAAGAGCAAAAACAGAUUUGGAGGAUGUAGUUGGCUAAAAACAUUGGGCGAAGAUUGUGGUAGUUAUAGAGGGAAUGAGUGGCGAUUAAAUUAUUAUGGUUCUGAUGUAGAUAAAUAUAAAGAAAAGCAACAUCCCGGAGCAAGAGAAGGUAUCUAUGUUUUUCCUGAGGAAUUAGAACCUAAUGAUUGGAAAGAAAUUGAAAAAGUCAAUUUGAACGAAAAAAUUACUAUUGCUGAGGGGGUCGACAAUAAAGAAAAUACUGAAAAAGACAAGCCAGUUGAAAAUAAACCAACCGAUAAUUCUCCUAACUCUCCACCAAAAGAAUUAAACAACAAAACCCUACUUCAAUACUUCCAAAAGAAAAAUAUUAAAUCAAUCAAAUUAGAAGGCGAAAUACUAAUAAUUGAACACAAUGACAAUUGA